Rotaria sp. Silwood2 is the source of this 750-nucleotide messenger RNA. The record is from the annotation of a GenBank genome assembly. Lineage: Eukaryota; Metazoa; Rotifera; Eurotatoria; Philodinida; Philodinidae.
AUGAAUAAUGUUAAAACAACAUAUCCUUUCGACACAAAUCAGUUGUCAAAAGACGCAUUAUCCUUUACUGAUGAGAGAUUUUAUGGUUUUGUCAAAGAAGCAUUAGGUAAAGCAGCAGCUGAUCUUUUGCAAACACAAGCAAUAAAUAAUGUACCAUCAUUUUUAUUAAGUCAUGAUUUUUGUGCUGUUAUAGAGCUUGAUAUUGAUUCUAAAGAAGUGGAUCAAUUAAGAACAAAAAUUUCUUUUCUUUGUCGAGAUAGUAUAUAUUGUGUUAAAGCUGGUAUUAAAAAUAAUUUUAAAUAUUUAAAAAAAUUGUUAUUAUCAAAAAUAGAAGAAAACGGUAAAAUACAACCAAAGCCAAAAAAGACAACAACAACUAAUUUAACUUCAUCAACAUUAACAAAAGAUAAUCAUACUGAAAUGAUACGCAAUUUAAUACAGAGAUGGACAGAAGAUAAUAAAGAAAAUUUCAAUUUUGAUGAAUUAGAAUUAAUAUCAGAUAUUGAUUAUACAUUAAGUAAAAUCGAUAGUAAUAAUGUUACUGAAGCUGCAAUAAGAUUUACAUAUGGUGUUAAAAUAAAGUUAAGAAAAAAAGCUGAGAAAUUUCAAAUUCCAAAUUUCUAUAAGCAUUUAAGCAAGAUUGACGUUGAAGAUAAUAACGAUAGUCAAACAAUAGCUUUUUCAUCGGCAACACUUCAACAAUCAUUAUCACAAAUCUCUAUAAAUGCAACAACAUCUUCAUCACAUUGA